AUGGCGUCGUUAACUGGAGGGAUAUGCAAUAACAGUGGACGUGCCAGGUGCUCGUUUGUGUGUCUUUUGCUUUUCCCGGGCUUUCUGUUCUUCUCCGACAACGCGGCCAUUGUUUAAAAGAGCCCAGAAGUGAAAGCACUGCAUGAAAAAUUGUCCGCUGUGAAUCUCAAAGCAUCCGAAUAUCGCAACCAGCUCCAGUCCACAAAGCAGGAACUUAAGAUGACACAAAAGCUUCUCACCCACGAAGUGGGUGAAGACGUCAACAUACAAAACCUUCUGUCCAACCCCGGCAGCUGGCGAGGACGGGCUCAGCAAAUCCUGGUCCUGCAAGGCAGAGUACGGGACUUAGAAACCCAACUGAAUUGCCGCAAAAGCAAAUUUUCCGAGAACGAUGCCAGUGAAGAUCCGUUAAGCUUCACCGACCCCAGGAAAUCCUCAGCCCAAGUAAAAAACCAGCUGCGUAUUCGAACCUUGGAAAGGGAGAAGAAAGAAGCUUUGGAGAAGCUCAUGAGCCAGUACCAAGUCCUUCAGAAGGACCACGAGGACGUGAAGAAGAAGCUGGAGGGGUCUAAAGCCAGGAACAAGGUCCUGUCCAAUGAGGUGAAGACCCUGAAGGAGCAAAUUUCCACCCUGAUGGAGAAGGGGAAGCACGACAACGAACUCGUGGAUGCUCUCGUGAGCCAACAGAAAGAAAUGCAAGGGAUCUUAAAAAGUCUGAGCCAGCAAGAAGAGAAGAAUGUGGAAAGCGAGAAGGCCCUGGGGAAGAAGUUGAACGAUGAGAUCCAGAAGCAAAACUGCCUCAUUGAGCAACUCAAGCAGAUGGUGGCCGAGCGAGAAGCUCAGGUGAAGGAGCUGGAAGAGGUGGUCAGGCAGCUGAGGUUGCAGCAGCGGCAUAUGCCCCUCCAAGAGGAGAGUGGAAUGGAUUCAGGUUCCACACUAUCUACAGAGUCUUUAGAGGAGGAAAAUGAGAAUUCAGCACCUCAGAAGGAAGACUAUAGCAGAAAUGACAGCUCCGUACGGACAGUGUCGAAGAUGGGACACACCCUUGUGGACUCUGCAGCGACGUCAUUUCCAGCAUCUCCUGGCAGGGCGUCAGAGCAGAACGAGGCCGGUCUCAGGACGCUGCAGGCACAGAUCACCGAAUACAAGACUCUGUCUCAAGCAGCAGAAGUGGAACGCGACCACCUGAUAGAGCUAGUCAGCAUCCUACAGAAAAGGGUGGACGAGAGCAUCACGAAAGUUUGGGAAGCAGAGAAGAAAUUUCAGGAACAACAACACAAGUAUGUCGUUCUUGAGCAGCAGUUUGCAAAGCUGAAGAUGGAAUCUGGGAAGACAAUCGUGGCCUCCAAGGCUCACCCAAAAACCAAAGCAGCUCCGCCACUCAGCAGCACCAAAAUGAGCUGGAACGCCGGGGAUAAAAAGGAUUUGCCAUCUGCCCAACUUUCUGAAGUGCCUCUGGAAUCUCAGUUAGAGGAACUGUCCACACAGCUGGCGAUUCAGAUGGACGAGAUUGAAGGCCUGAAGAACGCUUUGCAAGAAUCCAUCCGGACCAAAGAGGAGGACUUCCAGGUGUACCAGGACACCGUGGGACAGGAGGGCGCAGCAGAUACAGCAGACGUUGGUCCUGUAGAAGAUGCGGGUGGUCCCCAGCUAGAGGGACCCAGGGGCCAGCUACUCUCGUCCAUAAUGAUGUACUCGUAGCCAUAUUCGCCGGAUCGAUAGUCCGGCACUUGUUCCGAACGAGUCUAGAAUCCAUACGCGGGAAGGAUUUGCUUGGGUAGAAACCAACUUUGCAUCAACUUUUGAUAUCCCUUGCCAAACAAAACCUGUUUAAAAACUUUUCCAGUGUAAAUACAGACCCCGUUGUUGUCACUCGGCAAG
Molecule: messenger RNA, 1881 nt
Organism: Notechis scutatus (mainland tiger snake)
Lineage: Eukaryota; Metazoa; Chordata; Lepidosauria; Squamata; Elapidae
Source: RefSeq, a predicted model, not a curated record